AUGGCCCAGCAUGGGGCAGCUGGCUGGGCAAUGGGCUCAGUUGGUCCUGGAAUGGAUGAUGCUGGUGUUGGCGGAAAUGAUGUUGGCUUUGUGGGACAUGUAGAUCCUAACACGGGCUCAUAUCUCGAUGGUCCGGCAACCCACGAAAAUCCUUACGAUCACGUUGGUUAUGCCCCAAAUGCAAACCCAUAUGGCCAGCAAGGCCACGGACAUUAUGCACCUCAGCAUCAAUACUCCAACAUGGGCUUUGCAGUGGAGGGCCAGCCUCAAUAUUCUCAUGAUAUCGGAUCCUUGGGUCCUACUCAGGUAGCAGGACAAUCGCGUGGCAACGAGUAUCAGCAACAACCGGGUGGUCCCUAUGCCAAUGGACAAAGUGUGAACUUCCAACAUUACCAUCCCCAAGCAAUGGUAGGGCAAUAUCCUGAAUACACACAGCAACAGCAACAUAUUACGUCAAAUGAUUUUCAGCGGAACUCCUGGCCGGAACCUCAACCACAACAUAGCCCUGCGAAUCCUUACGCUCAAGGACAACAGCUGUACGCCAAUAACGCGCCUCUUCUCCGAGUAGCGGCGGCUUCACCUGCGCAAUCGCCAACACCGAAGCACGAGCAGAAGCAGCCUGCAUACCCCGUUGAUUCGACCUCAUUUCAGCCACAUAUUUAUGGUGGAACUUAUCAGACUCCGCAGAGCAGCGAGGCUUUGCACAACUAUUCGGCCCAAGUACCACAGCCUGCAACCCUUGUUCCAGGCAGAAGCAAUGGAACUCCAACACCAUCUCCAGGCCCUCUGGUGACGACAUCCCACCAAAUGCCCUGGUCGUCCCAAGGUCAAGCUCAGAGGCUGGGUAGCGCGCCGAUAGCGUCUGCUGCAACUCGCAAUAUAGCGUCGCCUGUACCACGCCUGCCAACAACUGAUAUGACGCGGACUGGAUCGAAACUUAGUAUGCCUACAACAAAUCAAACCUCAAACGAUGCCACGAUAGUUGUUCCUAGAGUGGGCAGACCUGGGGAUGGGUGGAAGUCUGUCAAGGGGUGCCCUAAUCUUUUUAUCGGCACAACGACGGUCCGGCGUCAGGUGGUUACGAAUACACCGGGAGUCAAACCACAUGUUGCUGGUGAUAACAGGAAUGGCACGCGCUUACUGCCACUGCUCCCACACCCUCUACCGUGCGAGAUACUCCGAGAAAAGGUCAGGCCUUUGGUUGAAGAGCUGAAAAGGGUCACCGAAAGCAUCGACAGGAUCAAACAACAGAUUAAAGAUGUACCUGCUGGAUCGCAGGAGCAUAAGAAGUACACCGAUGACUUGAAGAAGUUAGAAAGCCAAAAGUCAGGGCUCGAUAAUGAGAAGAAGAAGAUAACUGGUAAAGCGGGUGUGUUGAAGUUAGGGAAGAGUCGAGUGACGGGCAAAUCAGAGGCUACUGAGUAUGACAGCGAAAGUCUCACUGAGUCCAGCGAUGAAGAUGACCCCCUGGAGCUCAUUGUCCAAGAGAUAAUGGCCUCAGACACACGACCAGCCGACCCUGCCAAAGGCAUCCAGUAUGAUGUGGUGAAAAUAAUCCGACGUGAGGCCAACCCUGACCAAGGGCCAGCUUCUCAAGGAGAGAAAGAGGAUCCUUGGUCUAAAGUGAUAGGCAGAAGAGUAGCCGACUUUGGCAAGUAUGUAGUUGAUAUAUGUGCAGAGGCAAGAGCCUUGCGAGAAGAAAAGGCAAAGGCUGCUAAAAGUCAAUCAGCCCAACUACAAACUGCCAUUGACCAGAAAUACGACCAUAUUCGCGCAGCCCUUGAGACAGCGCUCGAGUUUGGAGAUGAUGAGACAUUGAUGAAUAUGGGGCAACAUAUGAAACUGAUGUCGGGCUUGACUAUUGUCUUGCAGAGACAAUUUGCCGCUAAGAUCUAUAACACUGCCAUUCCACGGACCAUCCUUCGCUUUAUCUCCGAGGCUACCUUGAUGGAUGUAGACUCCAUGGAUAAAGUGAAGCUUACCGGUGUGUUGCAAAAACAUCGUGAUGGUCUCGAUGACGAGGGAAAGAAACUUGCAGCACAAAUCACGAAGAAUGCUGAGGAAAGGACUGCUAAAAAUGCUGCUGAAAAACCUGUAACUUCAAGCCAGCCUAAGCAGAGGCCCCUUGACAGUACGAAACUAAGUCAAGUCACUCCUGUUCAAAAGAUUACACCUUCUACUACGAAAAGCAGCACUACUGGCUCAAAACUCCAGGCACCUGCCAGUGCGGCCGUACUAGAAUCAGCAAGGAAAGAAACUAAAGCAUAUUCAGGAUUGGUUUCUGCAAGAAAAGUGGUCAAUGGCGCAGGAAAGACUGCAGUUGGGGCGUCGCCAACAAAACGACCGAGGGAUGACGAUGUUGACUCCCGUGUGGCUAAGAAGCUGGCAGUAGAAGGCAACGUGUCAGCAGCUGGUACCGGAAGAGUGACCUCAGGCUCGUUGUCCAACACUACAGCCCCACCAAAUGCAACUACCACUUCCAACAACAACGGCCAACUACGUCCUCGACCUGCAGGGUCUACAGUGCUGAACAAAUCACGAGCUGCCAAACCACCUGCAAAGAAGCCUGAGCCUCAGUUAUCUGGCUCGUCAACUAUCGGCGGCCUCCUUGCUGAAAUCGCCAAACCUGUUGAGAAGCCAAAAGCGCCAGAACGGGUAGCUAAGGCUCCCGAAACUCCCGAGGAAAAAGCACGCAGGCUGCGUAAAGAGUCACGCCGAGGUCGAACUGUCACUUGGAAGCCUGAUGAAGAGCUAGUCCAGGUUCGGUUCUUCGAGCAUGAUUCAAACGAAGACGAGGGCCGAGCUAACAACAUGAUUCGGGAUGCGCGAGAUAAUCGCCAGGAAGGGCAAAUGAUGAAGCAGAUGCUUAAGAUCGAGAAACAAAAACAAGAGAAAGAUGGGUUUGACGGUAAUGAUAUGAAAGAUGAUGAUGAGGAGGAAGAUGACGGAAACCCAUCAGAGACAGAUAUACGUCCUUGGGUCUCGCCUCGACCAUUCGACAUGUCUCAUCUGGAUGCUAGUCAAAAGGAGAAGAACUAUGUCACUCGUUGUGGUACACGCGAGAUCAAUUCGGAGCAAAAGAAGGUGAUGGAGGAUUAUGAAAAUCGCGAGUUGAUGAGUAUCUACACGACGCUUUCAGAAAUCCCCGACACACCUAGAUCCCCUUCGAGAACGACCAGCGAACCCACCUACCAACCAAGGCCUGUACCUGGACUUCCAGUUGAUGCAAAGACCGAGGAAAUGAUUCAGCGUCUUCGAGAGACAAAGAUAUAUGGACUAGUUGUAGCUACACAGGCUGCGCUCAAACGUCUUGGCCAACCUUAUAAGUAUAACGACCCACCGGUUCCUGGGGCUCGCAUGACCCAGGAAGAGCGUGAAUGCCGUGUUUUGGCCCUGCUCCAGUCAGAUAGGGCCAGGAACUAUGUUGAUCCAAAUCCUGCCGAUCCCAACAAGAGCAUUGACCCUCCAGAGUCCAAUGAUCAACGUGUACAAGAAGCGUGGUCCAUCCUCCAGAGUGUUGUAGACGAGAUGAAAGAAAAGGAUGAGGAGAGAAAACGACUCGGUCUGCCCUCUCCCAACCAACCACCACAGGGGCACACUCAGCAGGCUGAAAUCACCCAAAGUCAGUAUGCUGCUUAUCUUGCUGCCUACCAGGCUCAAGGUCAACUUCAAGGUCAAGCGCAAGUCCAAGCACCCCAGCACGCGCAAGGUUACUCGCAGCCUGGCAAUCAGCUUUCCGAGGAACAACAGGCCGCCAUCCUACGGCAAGUUCAGGCUUUACAGAACCCACAAGUCACUCAAAAUGUUGCGGCCCAACAGCCCAAUAACAAUGUGGCCAGCCUCUUGGCUACGCUUGGCCAUACUAGCCAGCCUGCCCAGCCAACUCAAACAACCACACAAGACGCUAAUACCGCAGCCUGGCAGGCUUGGAUACAGAGCCAGGCUCAUGCGUAUGCCACCCAAUCUCAGGCUCAGUCGCAUGGCCAGAGUUACCCUGCCUAUUCCCAACAGUAUGAUGGCGCCUCACAUGAGGACGCGAACCACAGCUCGAAUAAGCAAGACUACCAAUCCCAAGGACAGUACCAGCGCGACAAUAAUGAGCGUGGAAAUCGCAAGCAAUUCGACCGAGGAACCAAAGACCAUAAGGGUAUCAACCGUGCUCUUAUUGGCACAAAACCAUGUACAUUCUGGGCAAAGGGCCAGUGUGCCAAAGGCGACAACUGUACAUUCCGACAUGACCCUAACGACCUCAAAUGA
This is a messenger RNA of Xylaria bambusicola, 4257 nucleotides long. RefSeq lists its product as uncharacterized. Gene Ontology annotation, molecular function: metal ion binding. The transcript is spliced from 3 exons. The coding region runs from base 1 to 4257 and encodes 1418 amino acids. The record is from RefSeq and is a predicted model, not a curated record. NCBI's taxonomy places the organism in Eukaryota, Fungi, Ascomycota, Sordariomycetes, Xylariales, Xylariaceae.